AUAUACACUGUAAUGUAUAUAAUGUAUACAAGGCCUUCUCUGUUUUUGAUGUAACAUUACAGUGCAACAUCAGUUCUAGCAUAUGUACUACAGCAUUUUGAGUCUUUUUGGGGGGUUUAUGUGGAUAGAGAUAUUUCCUGAAACAAUGUUAAGUAUUCACAGGAAGUUUUUCCAAAAUGAUUAUGUUACAUUUCAUUAUGUUUCCCUGUGAAUAUGGCCUAAAACAACCACACACAUUGUGUUAUUGGCUACCCUUGCAUUUGUGUUGCACAGUUUCUCAUUUCUGAUUGGAUAACAAUUUGCAACAGUACCUAAUAAAAGCUGAUGCACAUGGGUCCGAGAUAAUAAACAGAUGAACAUUCUUGGUUAUGAUAUGAACAAAUACAAUGUAACACAUAGAAAAAAGAAAAAUUGAACUGAUUAAUUGACUUUUCCAUAAUUUGCUGAUACUCGAAAUCCAAACGCAUGGACCUAGAAGUGGCUGCCAACAGGACGCAAGGUGUGGCUGACAUACAUCCCUGCUAUGUAAUAGAGAACUUGAAUUAUGUGUUGACAAAAACGCCUUCUGUUAUAUGUGUAUUAUUAUAUAUCUUCCUUGUUUUACUGGCAUUCAUUACGAUUUGUGGAAACCUCCUUGUGAUAAUCUCCAUCAUUUACUUCAGACAGCUGCACACGACUACAAACUCCCUCAUCCUCUCUCUGGCUGUGGCCGACCUGCUUGUCGGGAUUGUUGUCUUUCCUUUCAGCAUGGCCUUCUCCCUCAGCUCGUGUCUGUACCAUGAAGACUUAUUUUGCAAAGUGCGGGGCAGUUGUGAUAUAACCCUGAGCACAUGCUCCAUUCUGAACUUGUGCUGCAUUUCUAUUGACAGAUUCUACGCAGUGUGUCGGCCUCUGACCUACAGAACUAAAAUAAACCAUCGCAGUGUUGCGAUCAUGAUCCUGCUGAGCUGGGGUGUUUCUGUGCUGAUUGGGAUUGGUGUGAUGACUGCUGGGUUAAACAGUGAAGAAUGUGAGGACGGAUGUUUAAUCGAUCUCGUUACAACAAACACUAUUGGGGGUAUUUUGUCAUUUUACCUCCCAGUGAUUGUAAUGCUCUGCAUCUACCUGAAGAUUUUCAUAGUUGCACAGAGACAGGCUCGCAGCAUCCACAACACAAUCAGCCAGAGCACAAAGUCUGGAGCAACAGUCAGUAAGAUGGAGAGAAAGGCCACCAAGACUCUGGCUAUAGUCUUGGGAGUUUUUCUUCUGUGCUGGUUGCCUUUCUUUCUUUGGAUCACAGUUCAGCCUGUUGCAAACAAUGUAGUCCCUGUCCCUGUGAUUGAGACACUUAACUGGCUCACACUGUCAAAUUCAAUGCUGAAUCCAUUCAUCUAUGCUUUCUUUUACAGCUGGUUCAGAUCAGCUAUCAGAAUGAUCAUCUCUGGGAAAAUAUUUCAAGGUGAUUUUGCCAACUCUAAAUUGUUUUGACCUGUUUUAACCACAAUGACACUUGCUCCCUGGCUUAAUAGAGGGUAUUAUAUCAUGUUUUGUAACACAAUGUGAUGGAGAAACGUAACCCCAUCAAUAUAACCCUGACACAAUGAAUAUGAUUGAAUUUGUAAAGAAAUAGAUACAUUUCUUGGCGUGGACCUACAUCAUUUAUAUUUAUUAAAUUAUAAACUGUAUAAAUCACUAAGGGAUUCUGAAUGGGUGGUGUAGUGGUUAGCACUGUUGCCUUUGCAGCAAGAGCCCUGGU
This is a messenger RNA of Solea senegalensis (Senegalese sole), 1735 nucleotides long. RefSeq names its product trace amine-associated receptor 1-like. Gene Ontology annotation, cellular component: membrane. The coding region runs from base 466 to 1467 and encodes 333 amino acids. Gene Ontology annotation, biological process: cell surface receptor signaling pathway; adenylate cyclase-activating adrenergic receptor signaling pathway. NCBI's taxonomy places the organism in Eukaryota, Metazoa, Chordata, Actinopteri, Pleuronectiformes, Soleidae. Gene Ontology annotation, molecular function: G protein-coupled receptor activity. The transcript has a single exon. The record is from RefSeq and is a predicted model, not a curated record.